Aspergillus affinis is the source of this 1410-nucleotide messenger RNA. It is a transcript of the gene rex4, whose product is annotated as putative 3'-5' exonuclease. The transcript is spliced from 6 exons. The record is from RefSeq and is a predicted model, not a curated record. Gene Ontology annotation, molecular function: nucleic acid binding; 3'-5' exonuclease activity. Gene Ontology annotation, cellular component: ribonuclease H2 complex; nucleus. NCBI's taxonomy places the organism in Eukaryota, Fungi, Ascomycota, Eurotiomycetes, Eurotiales, Aspergillaceae. Gene Ontology annotation, biological process: RNA catabolic process; ribosomal large subunit assembly; rRNA processing. Bases 1 to 1410 code for a protein of 469 amino acids.
AUGGACCUCAAAAACCUUUCCAGCAAUUGGAAGAAACUCCAGGAGACGCUGAAAAAGGAUCCCGUCUCCACCUCCACCAAGCGCAAGACUUCGGACCGCGACGUCCAACAUGGUGUGGUGAAGAAACGGAAAUCGGAGGCCGUCGACGGAAAAAAGAAAUUUGAAUCUACUCGCAUCUCAAAAAAGAGGAAAAGGAUGGCUGACGGUUCUGAUGGAGGCGAGAAUGGGGUUCAAGAGACCGCGGGGAAAUCCGCGUCGCGGAGGAAUUCUACCGCUGCAGAAUCGAGGACCGCAAAGGUCAAUGAGGGCCGGUCACCGACUGCUGAACUAGGAAAAUUCGUCGCGAUGGACUGCGAAAUGGUGGGAGUCGGCCCCAACCCCGAUAACGACUCCGCUCUUGCCCGUGUCAGUAUUGUCAACUUCAACGGCGAUCAGGUCUACGACUCUUACGUACGGCCGAAAGAGAUGGUCACGGACUGGCGCACGCAUGUCAGCGGCAUAACCCCCAAGAACAUGGUCGAGGCGCGUUCCCUCGAACAAGUGCAGAAAGACGUGACUAGCAUCCUGGACGGUCGAAUACUUGUGGGACAUGCUUUGAGCAACGACUUCUACGCUCUACUCCUCAGCCACCCCAAGCGCGACGUCAGAGACACCAGCAAGCAUCCCCCAUAUCGCAAGUUGGCCGGAGGGGGCUCUCCCCGUUUGAAGAUGUUGGCCUCGGAAUAUCUGGGAUUGGACAUUCAGAAGGGCGCGCAUUCCAGUGUGGAGGAUGCUAGAGCAACGAUGAUGCUGUAUCGACGGGACAAGGACGCAUUUGAACGGGAGCAUUUGAAGAAGUGGCCGCUGCGAGUUGUAGCUGAGAAGGCUGACAAGGAAGAAGGGGAGGAGCAGAAAAAGAAAAAGAAGAAGAAGAAGAAGACCCGCAAGAGAGCCAUGUUCGCCAUCCAAUCUCAACCGCGAUCUGGAUCCGAAACCGAAAAGACCGCGAACACCUGCACGCCCAAUAUUCUCCCGUGUCGAAUCCACCACGACGGCCCUGUCAGAUCGCUCAAGCGCUAUUGGGAGCCUGUUUCCGAUGAGAAAGACGAGAACCUCCAAACCGCCUACUUUCGUGGUCGUAAAUUGCGCGGCCGACGGGUUGCGAUUCCGGAGGGCUACGAAGGUGUCGUGGCUAUGCCCACUGAACGUGUCCUACCGGCAACCCGCAAAGAGACAGACGACGAGGAUGCGGAGCCCGAGGAGCCGAUCAAAAUCAUCGAAAAACAAGCCACAUUUGAUGAAUUCAUGGUCUGGGAUCAUGAGGUUGUUCCGGCGGCCGACGACACUUAUAUAAAGGGAGUCGAGGAGUGGGUGAAGCUGGCUCAAUUGAUGCAUUCUGCGCCUGAGAGUGAAAAGAAAGAGUCUACAUGA